GACUACGUUCUCGAGGGUAAAGGCGACGACGGGCAGGUCGGCGCCAAAGGGGUCCUGGACGACUGCAGCAGAAGUCCGCCGGACUCCAGGAGCUCUCCUGGCGACGAUACCGACCGUAGCUCGGCUGGCACUCCUGAGCUGGGCGCCAGCGUCGAAGGGCACCUGGACGACUGCAGCAGCAGUCCGCCGGACUCCCAGAUCUCUUCGGGCGACGACACUGGCCGUAGCUCGGCUGGCACCCCUGAGACGAGCGCCCGCGUCGGCAGCGACGACAGAUUCACUCGACACGCUAUCAACAUCAAAGAGAUAACGGUUCACGGGACCGUCAUCCACAACCUGAUUGUCUGCCAUACAAACAACCACACGGCCUAG
Colletotrichum graminicola M1.001 is the source of this 372-nucleotide messenger RNA. RefSeq lists its product as uncharacterized. The transcript has a single exon. The annotation marks the transcript as partial. NCBI's taxonomy places the organism in Eukaryota, Fungi, Ascomycota, Sordariomycetes, Glomerellales, Glomerellaceae. The record is from RefSeq and is a predicted model, not a curated record.